AACCCUAAGAGAGAGCAACAAGGGGGGAACUGGGAGAGCGAAAGAGGGAAGACGGAGAUGAGUCAUCACCAAGCUGUCGAUAAUCUUAUCAAUGUUUUCGGGAGAGCCUCUCAUGAUCUGAAUGAUGUCCAUUUCAAGCUCGACAAAGAGUUCCAGCAGAUCUACCCAGAUAAUGCGAAUCCGAUGAAGCUGAUUCAGAGAAUCAAGAAGCUACAGGAAGAUGUAACUUUCCUCAAAGACCAAUGCCUUGAACUUUUGUCCGCUAAACAGGAUUUGAUUGACAAGGCGCAGACAACACUUGUUGGUAACUACAACCUUAUUCAGAAAAUGAAUACAUCUUUGGGAGAAUCAACAAAUGAUGAUGCAUUGGCUGAUUUUAAUCAGAUUAUUGACGAGUGGACAAUGCAAGUUAGAACAAGAACAGGGGAAGAGACAGAGGAGGCAGAUAAGGAAGACAUUAAUAAGUUACUUUUCUCAGCUAUUGUUAAUAACAAUUGAGGAUGUUCAUGGUUCAUGGUUAUGUUCAGAGAUACACAACUUCUGCAUAUAAUCUUAACCUUGCUUUUGAUUGUAUCUAGGAUCACUAGAUCAUUUAACUAUAUGAUCUUACAAUAAACUAUCCUUUUGUGUUUUAAAAUGUGGGAUUUGUUUUUCGUUUGGGUUGAAAGAAAAGAGACACACUGAC
Messenger RNA from Eruca vesicaria subsp. sativa (arugula), 685 nucleotides. The record is from the annotation of a GenBank genome assembly. Lineage: Eukaryota; Viridiplantae; Streptophyta; Magnoliopsida; Brassicales; Brassicaceae.